Neofelis nebulosa (Clouded leopard) is the source of this 3929-nucleotide messenger RNA. It is a transcript of the gene SLITRK1, whose product is annotated as SLIT and NTRK like family member 1. Gene Ontology annotation, biological process: positive regulation of synapse assembly; regulation of presynapse assembly; axonogenesis. Gene Ontology annotation, molecular function: protein binding. NCBI's taxonomy places the organism in Eukaryota, Metazoa, Chordata, Mammalia, Carnivora, Felidae. Bases 637 to 2727 code for a protein of 696 amino acids. The transcript has 2 exons. Gene Ontology annotation, cellular component: GABA-ergic synapse; postsynaptic density membrane; glutamatergic synapse. The record is from RefSeq and is a predicted model, not a curated record.
CGUCUAUCUGGAUCGACAGCCUUUAAUGCCCACAUUUUUAACGCUUGCCCUGUACGUGGAUUGAUUUUUUUUUUCCUUCAGCAUUCCCUCACCAGAUGGAUUUUUGCUACUGCAGAUCAGCAGAGGGUGUCAGAUCUUUCAGAGUGCACCAGGCUGGAACAAGCAGAGCUUCUUAGCAACUCUCUUCUACCCCCUCCCCAUUCUCGCGCUCUCUCCCUCCCUCAGACAACUCGCCCCCCGCCCUCCGCCCCCUCCACGUAAUUCCGAAAGAGCAGAAUAAAGAGGAGAAAAAGAAAAGAAGAGCUAGUAACCGAGAGCUGGAGCCCAGAAAAAACGUCUGAAGAGGACCGAAAGGGAGGAAAGGAAAAGGAUGGACAGCCACAAAACGCAGCGAUUGCGGAAAUUUUCCAGCGCCAUUGGCUCGGCAGCGUGAGUCCUUUCGGUCGGGCGUGAUUUCAGCACCGGGGGGACUGGACAGCACCUCGGGGGGACUUCUGGGCAACCUGCAACCACAGCAAGAACUCCAUCAGCCGCCUCAGCUACAGAAGCCGCCGAAAACCCUGCUUUGUAUCAGAGAGGCAAGGAUGGUCGCUGUUACUUUGUGAUGAGAUCGGGGAUGAAUUGCUCGCUUUAAAAAUGCUGCUUUGGAUUCUGUUGCUGGAGACGUCUCUUUGUUUUGCCGCUGGAAACGUUACAGGGGACGUUUGUAAAGAGAAGAUCUGUUCCUGCAAUGAGAUAGAAGGGGACCUGCACGUAGACUGUGAAAAAAAGGGCUUUACAAGUCUGCAGCGUUUCACCGCCCCGACUUCCCAGUUUUACCAUCUAUUUCUGCAUGGUAAUUCCCUCACUCGACUUUUCCCUAAUGAGUUUGCUAACUUUUAUAAUGCGGUUAGUUUGCACAUGGAAAACAAUGGCUUGCAUGAAAUCGUUCCUGGGGCUUUUCUGGGGCUGCAGCUGGUGAAAAGGCUGCACAUCAACAACAACAAGAUCAAAUCUUUUCGAAAGCAGACUUUUCUGGGUCUGGACGAUCUGGAAUACCUCCAGGCCGAUUUUAAUUUAUUACGGGAUAUAGACCCGGGGGCCUUCCAGGACUUGAACAAGCUGGAGGUACUCAUUUUAAAUGACAAUCUCAUCAGCACCCUACCUGCCAACGUGUUCCAGUAUGUGCCCAUCACCCACCUCGACCUCCGGGGAAACAGGCUGAAAACGCUGCCCUAUGAGGAGGUCUUGGAGCAAAUCCCUGGCAUUGCUGAGAUCCUGCUAGAGGAUAACCCGUGGGACUGCACCUGUGAUCUCCUCUCCCUGAAAGAAUGGCUGGAAAACAUUCCCAAAAAUGCUCUGAUCGGCCGAGUUGUCUGUGAAGCCCCCACCAGACUGCAGGGAAAAGACCUCAAUGAAACCACAGAACAGGACUUGUGUCCUUUGAAAAACAGAGUGGAUUCCAGUCUCCCGGCGCCCCCUGCCCAAGAAGAGACCUUCGCUCCUGGCCCCCUGCCAACUCCUUUCAAGACAAAUGGGCAAGAGGAUCAUGCCACCCCAGGGUCUGCUCCAAAUGGAGGUACAAAGAUCCCAGGCAACUGGCAGAUCAAAAUAAGACCCACUGCUGCGAUAGCGACCGGCGGCGCCAGAAACAAGCCCCAAACCAAUGGCUUGCCUUGCCCUGGGGGCUGCAGCUGCGACCACAUCCCAGGGUCGGGUUUAAAGAUGAACUGCAACAACCGGAACGUGAGCAGCUUGGCUGAUUUGAAGCCCAAGCUUUCCAAUGUGCAGGAGCUUUUCCUUCGAGAUAACAAGAUACAUAGCAUCCGAAAAUCGCACUUUGUGGAUUACAAGAAUCUCAUUCUGUUAGACCUCGGCAACAACAACAUUGCCACCGUAGAGAACAACACUUUUAAGAACCUUUUGGACCUCAGGUGGCUGUAUAUGGAUAGCAAUUACCUGGACACUCUGUCCCGGGAGAAAUUCGCCGGGCUGCAAAACCUCGAGUAUCUGAACGUGGAGUACAAUGCAAUCCAGCUCAUCCUUCCUGGCACCUUCAAUGCCAUGCCCAAACUAAGGAUCCUCAUUCUCAACAACAACUUGCUGAGGUCCCUACCCGUGGACGUGUUCGCUGGGGUCUCGCUCUCUAAGCUCAGUCUGCACAACAAUUAUUUCAUGUACCUUCCAGUGGCAGGGGUACUGGACCAGUUAACCUCCAUCAUCCAGAUAGACCUGCACGGAAACCCUUGGGAGUGUUCCUGCACCAUUGUGCCUUUUAAGCAAUGGGCAGAACGCCUGGGUUCCGAAGUGCUGGUGAGCGACCUCAAGUGUGAGACGCCGGUGAACUUCUUUAGGAAGGAUUUCAUGCUCCUCUCCAAUGACGAGAUCUGCCCCCAGCUGUACGCGAGGAUCUCGCCCACGCUAACUUCGCACAGUAAAAACAGCACUGGGUUGGCGGAGACCGGGACGCACUCCAACUCCUAUCUAGACACCAGCAGGGUGUCCAUCUCGGUGUUGGUCCCGGGACUGCUGCUGGUGUUUGUCACCUCCGCCUUCACUGUAGUGGGCAUGCUCGUGUUUAUCCUGAGGAAUAGAAAACGAUCUAAGAGAAGGGACGCCAACUCCUCGGCGUCCGAAAUUAAUUCCCUACAGACAGUCUGUGACUCUUCCUACUGGCACAAUGGGCCUUACAACGCAGAUGGGGCCCACAGAGUAUAUGACUGUGGCUCCCACUCACUCUCAGACUAAGACCCCAACCCGGGUAGAGCAGGGGAGCGGGAAGGCGAUGCGCCCCCUCCCCCCCACCCCACCAAUCCCCUACCCGGCUGGCAUCCCAGGGGUCAGAGGAGCCCAGACCCAAGUCCAGCGCGCCCCAAGGCUUUAUGGACAUAAGUAAAUAAAUAACUGUGAACUCGCUCCGCUGAGAGGGUUUGACCCCUUAGCUCCCUUCUGGAAACAAAGAGCAGACUGUGGUGAGCUGGGAAAGCGCUGCCAAAUCGCUCUUUGCAGCGAGCUCCUUUUGAUAAAACCCAGCAGGGGCCCUGCUCGAAGAACUAGCCCUCUGCGUUGGGGCUGACCGGGAUGUCUGCUGCGGUCCUAUACAUAUAUACGUGUACCCCACAUCUAUAUAGAGAGAUAGAUAUCUAUUUUUCCCCCUGUGGAUUAGCCCCGUGAGGAGGGGGGGGCGUGAUGGCUCCCUGUUGGCUAUGCAGGGACGGGCAGUUGCACGAAGGCAUGAAUGUAUUGUAAAUAAAUAACUUUGACUUCUGACAAAAACAAAAAGUGCUGCAUGGCUCGCAUGGAAUCCACGCGCUCCAGGGACGCUGCCCUCCUCGGCGACUGGAGACGGCGUCACGUUCACAGCACCCACCCUCUUACCUGAUAAGUCCCAUCGUAUCAAACUUUCUAUAAACAAAACACAGUAUAAUCAGAAAGUGCCAUUUCGCCAUUAUUUGUGAUCGGUAGGCAGUUCAGAGCGUACGUACGUUUACUGUGAAAAAAAAAAUGUAAAGGUUUUAUUUAAGACAUUUGCAUGGCUAAUCAUCGGUCCAUUUUAUGAGUUAAAAAUGUAUUUUGUUGAGCGGAGUUUUUAGGGGUUGUUUUGGGUUCUUUUAUUUUGAUGGUGAUGUUUUAUUUUUUUUUUUGAGGGGGAAUAUUUUUCUAUACAUAUCCAAUAAUGCCUUUCAUCUGAAUGUAAAAUAAGUACCCAUGAUUUCUAUUAUAGUAUCAGUGUAAUUAUUAAAAAAAAAAGAUUUUGAGGCAGUUAAGCAUGACCAAUUAAUGUCAUUCUAGUGCUUAGGCUGCGAUCUUAUGGUAGCAAUUCUGUGCUGGUGUAAAUCUUACUUAUAAAGUAGGAAAAAAGAACCGAGGAAGCACGUGAAACUUACUAAUUCUAUUCGAGGAUUUUAUAAUGGCAUAUUUUUUCAGUAUUAAAGUGAAAAUGUUUUCAA